Messenger RNA from Carassius gibelio (silver crucian carp), 4343 nucleotides. RefSeq names its product E3 ubiquitin-protein ligase UHRF2. Gene Ontology annotation, biological process: negative regulation of gene expression via chromosomal CpG island methylation; protein ubiquitination. Bases 118 to 2751 code for a protein of 877 amino acids. Gene Ontology annotation, molecular function: ubiquitin protein ligase activity; protein binding. The record is from RefSeq and is a predicted model, not a curated record. Lineage: Eukaryota; Metazoa; Chordata; Actinopteri; Cypriniformes; Cyprinidae. The transcript has 16 exons.
GACGCGCGUUCUCCCGCAGAGGAGCGCGUACGCCCCCGACGCCCCCCAAACAUACGCACUUUCCGCGCUCGUUCGCGCUGCUCUUGACGCUCGUCGGUCGGUUGGCGCGGAGCGACGAUGUGGAUCCAGAUCCGCACGAUCGACGGCAAAGAGACGCGGACGGUGGAGGAUCUGUCGCGCCUCACGAAGAUCGAGUCGCUGCGCGUCAAGAUCCGCGACAUCUUCAACGUCAAGCCCGAGCAGCAGAGGCUCUUCUACCGAGGAAAACAGAUGGAAGAUGGCCAGACACUCUUCGAUUACAACGUUGGUCUUAAUGACAUCGUCCAGCUGCUCAUUCGCUCGCAGACCGACCCCCCGGACAGCCCCUCCCUCAACAACGGCGAGGGUGUGGCCUGUGAUGUAGCCCCACCCACCACAGCAUCUGUCCCCACCUCAGCCACACCCACCACAACAGUCGUUUCCCCAGCAACUGUCGCCAACAGCAACGGAAACGGGUCCAAGCCCUGCAGUCCGUCUCCAGAAAGCCAGCCGUCCACCUCCAGCCGGACACUCCUCAUCGAUCCCGGGAUCGGACUCUUCAGAGUGAAUGAGUUGGUGGACUGCAGGGACGUCAGCAUCGGAGCCUGGUUCGAAGGCGUGAUUGAGAAGGUCUCUCCGGCCUCUAAAGGACAGAACGGCCGAGCGGGAACAGCGCCCCCUGUGGCCAGGGUGGGCCGACCCAGCAAACGCAGUCACUGCAAGCUGGAGACGGAGACGAGCGCCGCCCCUUCAUCAUCAUCAUCAGCAGCAUCCAGUCACAGCACAGCGCUAAACUCAGACAGCAGCGAACCGUCGACGUCCAAACCGGGUCCUGAGCACGUCUCCUACCACAUUAAAUAUGAAGAUUAUCCGGAGAACGGCGUGGUGGAGAUGAGCGCAGAUAACGUUCGCCCGAGGGCCAGGACUGUGCUGCGCUUCGACCAGCUGCAGGUGGGUGACCUGGUGAUGGUCAACUAUAACCUGGAGAAUCCUGAGGAGCGAGGCUUCUGGUACGACGCUGAGAUCACGAGCCUCAACGCCGUCUCACGCACCAACAAAGAGAUCCGCGUCAGGAUCCUGCUCGGAGGACCGGGUGAUGUGAUUGGUGACUGUAAGCUGCAGUUUCUGGAUGAGGUUUACAGGAUCGAGAAACCAGGAGCACCCGGACUGUGUGCGGCCGACGGCCCGUUCAAACGUAAGACGGGUCCGGAGUGUAAGCACUGUAAAGCGGACCCGGACGCUGAGUGUCGGUUCUGCUCGUGUUGUGUGUGUGGAGGGAAGCAGGACGCUCACAUGCAGCUGCUGUGUGACGAGUGUAACAUGGCCUUCCACAUCUACUGCCUGACCCCUCCGCUGACCGCCAUCCCAGAGGACGAGGACUGGUACUGUCCCACCUGUAAGAACGACAGCAGCGAGGUGGUCAAAGCUGGAGAGAAACUCAGAACCAGCAAGAAGAAGUCCAAGAUGCCUUCAGCCACUACAGAGAGCCAGAGAGACUGGGGCAAGGGGAUGGCGUGUGUGGGCCGCACUAAAGAGUGCACAAUCGUCCCCUCCAAUCACUACGGCCCUGUUCCCGGCGUUCCCGUCGGAACCACCUGGAAGUUCCGUGUUCAGGUGAGCGAGGCGGGCGUACACAGGCCUCACGUCGGAGGGAUUCACGGACGCAGUAACGAUGGCUCGUACUCGCUGGUGCUCGCCGGAGGAUUCGAGGAUGAAGUUGACCGGGGUGAUGAGUUCACCUACACCGGCAGCGGAGGUCGUGACCUCUCAGGAAACAAGCGUAUCGGAGAGCACUCGUUCGAUCAGACGCUCACACACAUGAACAGGGCUCUGGCGCUGAACUGUGACGCGCCUCUGAAUGACAAGGACGGGGCGGAGUCUCGCAACUGGAGAGCGGGAAAACCAGUGAGAGUGAUUCGCAGCUCGAAGGGCCGACGGAUCAGCAAAUACGCACCGGAGGAGGGAAACCGCUACGACGGCAUUUACAAGGUGGUGAAAUACUGGCCGGAGAUUGGGAAGUGUGGAUUCCUGGUGUGGAGAUACCUGCUGCGGCGGGACGACCUGGAGCCGGCGCCCUGGACUCCGGAAGGGAUCGAGCGCAGCAAGAAACUCGGCCUCAAAGUCCAGUAUCCUCCUGGGUAUCUGGAGGCCAUGGCCAAUAAGACGAAGCGUGAGGCGACGGUGCGAUCGGUGGGCGGCUCGAAGCGCGGCAGGAAGAGAGGACGACCCCGAACCACACGACCGUCCAAGAGAGUCGAGGAGGAAGAGGAGGAGAAACCAGCAGAGCACACGGAGGAAGAGCUUCAGAGCAACGGCAGCGCAGAUGCUCACGAGGAGGAGAACACAGGUGUGUGUGAGCCGCAGGUCAAGCGUCAGAAGGAAGUGGAGUCGUUCGCUCUCUCAGAGGAGCAGCAGAGUCUGAUACAGGACGAUGAACCCAACAGGAAGCUGUGGGACGAAGCGCUGAGCUUCCUGUCUGAGGGACCGAACUUCCUGCGGAAGGUGGAGCAGCUGUUCAUGUGUGUUUGCUGUCAGGAGCUGUCCUUCCAACCCGUCACCACCGAGUGUUCACACAACGUCUGCAAGACGUGUCUGCAGCGCUCGUUCCGAGCCGAGGUCUUCUCUUGUCCCGCCUGUCGUCAUGAUCUGGGCAAAGACUACACCAUGAGCCUCAACAAAACCCUUCAGCUGCUCCUGGAUCAGUUCUUCCCCGGAUACAGCAAAGGACGAUGAAUCUGAUCCACAACAAAUGGACAAAGAUCUGCUCUCUCCGCACAAGCGUCUUACACACACACACACACACACACACACACACACACACACACACACACCAGUCUGACAUCUGUGUUCACAACCACAAACCCCACAGAUGCUGGGACUCGAACCCUGACACACAUCAUGAACAUCAGCCUCUGGAUCAUCAGUGACAACAAACUCUAAUUAAUGUUACGUGAGAAUCAAACCCUGUCAAAAACACGUCCAAUUCAUUUCACCCCCCCCCCUCCAAAAAAUUAUAUAUAUAUAUAUAUAUAUAUAUAUAUAUAUAUAUAUAUAUAUAUAUAUAUAUAUAUAUAUAUAUAUAUAUAUAUAUAUGAAGUAUUAAUAAUUCACAUGAUUAUUUCAUAUAAAUAAAUGUAAUAAUAAUUUAAUUAUAAUCAUUUAAUUACGACUAUGUAGUUAAAUAUUUAUUCAACAAAUAACUAUAAAAUAAUUAAUAUUUUGCACAAAAUAAGCCUAUUUUUAUGAUAAUUAGCAUUGUGACACACUUCAACACAUUUUAUCCCAAAUUCUUGUGAAUUUUUCCAGAUGUUUUAGUUUUGAAUUUUUAUUUCUCUUUAGUUUCAAUGAUUUUCAAGUCUAAAUAUUGUUUAAAAAAAAGAUUUUUGUUAUUAAAAAAGUAAAUAGAGCCAGUUCAACAAUGUGUAAAUUCUUUUAAUAUGUAUUGUUUUUAUAUUUACUUUUAAUAUUUAAAAUGUUUAAAUACAAUUCUAAAAACAAAAAAUAAUAUAUGUUUUUUUUUUGGCAUAAAAUGUGUUUAAAUUUAAUACAAAAUAAUGUCACUAUUCACUAUUUACUAUUUAAUUGUCAUUAAAAUAGGCUUUAUUUUCUUAAUGCAGAAUAUAAUUUUAUGUACCUUUAGUUCAUUUGGGAGUGAACUGAGUCGAACAUGUUGACAGGAAUCGAAUGAUUGAAUCUUUGAUUCGCUGGAGUCAUGAAGCUCAAAGCUGCGGUGAAAUGGAGAAUCAGUGCGAAUCUCUCCAGAUCUGGAAGCAUCUUCUGAUGUUUCUCCAUCUUCAGCUGGAUCGUCGUGACAGAUGGAGCGAAUCCGCUGCUGAAUCCUCGCGAACCUGACCCGGAGCGUUCCUCUGUUCCCUGAUGUUCCCUUCAGUUGUUUCUCUUCGUCUCUUUUCGUGGUGAUGUCGUUUUCCUCCCAGACAUCUGUUUUUGUUUUUCAGGAACUGCAGAUGUACGAUGUUUAUCCGCUCGUCUGUGACGCGUGUCAUUCCCACAACGAUAUCCCAUCGUUGAUUUCCAGUGCUGGCUUUCCUCUCGUCUGUGAUCUUGGCUGUUUUCUCUCACGCUCUCGCUCUUCUGCUGCGCUUUCCUGUGGUGUUUUAUGUUUUAUUGCACUUACUGACGAUGAGAAACGAGAUUGUGACGGAGCCGUCGGUUUAUUUUCCCACCUGUUUCGACUUUUACCGUUCGCUGUUUCAGUGUGGGAGAUCUGAUCUGCGGUCCCGGCAGAAACAUUGCUUUGAAUCGUGAUUCCGAAUUUUAUACAUGGUAUAAUACUUAUGUACUUAUUAAAUAUUUUGAUUCCAGAA